AUUACAUAAUAUGAACCCAAAGCAUUGGUUUUUUUAAAGAAAAAAUGGUAAACGAACCACACAACCCUGGUAUGCCUCUGGAUCUUGCAUGGAUCCAACAGGUGAGAGUAAAUCUACCAGCUGUAAAGAAAAGGGCAGCUACUCUACCUACAACCAGAACUGUUAAGCAGCAGUGGCAGGCUGGUUGGUUGCUGAAAGCUGUCACCUGCAUAGAUUUGACCACAUUAGCAGGUGAUGAUACUCCUGCUAAUACAGCCAGACUUUGCUUGAAGGCAGCUAGACCUAUUCGUCCUGAUUUGAUAAAGGCAAUGGGGGCUGAAUCUCUCAAUAUAACUUGUGGAGCUGUUUGUGUGUAUCCUAGCCGUGUGGCAGAAUGUGUACAGUUCCUUCAGAAGUACAAUGCAUCUCAUAUCCCUGUUGCCGCAGUAGCAACUGGAUUCCCAAGUGGACAGUAUAGCUUAGAUACUAGAUUACAGGAAAUCAAAAUGGCGGUAUCAGCUGGGGCACGUGAGAUUGAUAUUGUCAUCAAUAGAACUCUGGCUUUACAGCAUAAAUGGGAGGAACUAUACAGUGAGGUAGUAGAGAUGAAGAAGGCUUGUGGAGAUGCACAUAUGAAAUCUAUUCUGGCAAUCGGGGAACUUGGCAGCAUGGAGAACGUAUAUAAGGCUUCUCUUGUGUGCAUGAUGGCUGGCUCCGACUUCAUCAAGACUAGUACAGGAAAGGAGGGAGUGAAUGCAAUCCUAGCUGUAGGGUUGGUUAUGUGCCGGGCAGUCAGGGAGUAUCACGAGAAAACCGGUUUUGUUGUUGGCUUCAAACCAGCAGGCGGUAUUAGGUAUAAGUUCUUUUUUAUUCUUGAGAAAAUUCAGUUUGUUUAAACUGUCAAAAUUUAC
Molecule: messenger RNA, 890 nt
Organism: Eurytemora carolleeae
Lineage: Eukaryota; Metazoa; Arthropoda; Copepoda; Calanoida; Temoridae
Gene: Dera
Product: deoxyribose-phosphate aldolase
Exons: 11
Coding region: 45-875 (276 amino acids)
Biological process (GO): carbohydrate catabolic process; deoxyribonucleotide catabolic process
Cellular component (GO): cytoplasm
Molecular function (GO): deoxyribose-phosphate aldolase activity
Source: RefSeq, a predicted model, not a curated record